CGCUAGGCCGCGGGCGGUGAGGCGCCGCCGCAGGCCCGGCUCCGGCAGGCCCGUGCCCGGGACGCCGCUGGGCGGCCCCGGCCGGCCGGCCGGCAGGCAAGAGGCGGCCGCAGGCCCCGCCUCUCCCCGCAGGCUCCUCGGCGGAAGGCCGGGGCGGGCGCAGCCGCAUGCCGCCGGGGCCCGCCGGAGCCAUGAGCUCCCACCGCAGCGAGAGCGACUGGCAGGGGCUGGUGAGCGAGUAUCUGGUGUGCAAAAGGAAGCUCGAAAGUAAAAAGGAGGCAUUGCUAAUCCUUUCGAAAGAGCUGGACACCUGUCAACAAGAAAGAGACCAGUACAAGCUUAUGGCCAACCAGUUGCGGGAACGACACCAGUCUCUGAAAAAGAAGUAUCGGGAGCUGAUUGAUGGGGAUCCAUCCCUUCCGCCUGAAAAGAGGAAACAGGCAAAUCUUGCUCAGCUACUGAGUGAGGCGCAAGAUCGAAAUAAACAUCUUGGAGAAGAGAUUAGAGAGCUUCAACAGAGACUGGGAGAAGUACAAGGGGACAAUAAGCUCCUUCGAAUGACAAUAGCAAAGCAAAGACUUGGAGAUGAUGAAGUUGGGGCUCGCCACUUUGCAGCACAUGAACGGGAGGACCUUGUUCAACAAUUGGAGACAGCUCGAGAGCAAAUCGAGACUCUGAGAUACGAUCUUCAGGCUGCACUGGAUGAGUUACAGGAUGUGAAAGAGGAACGCUCUUUUUACCAAGAUAAGUCUGACAGACUAAACCAAGAACUUAAUCAUGUCUUAGGAGGGCAUGAAAACCGUAUCAUCGACGUAGAUGCUUUAUGUAUGGAGAACAGGUAUCUUCAAGAGAGAUUAAAACAACUUCAAGAGGAAGUCAACCUUCUUAAGUCUAAUAUUACUAAAUAUAAGAAUGCACUAGAGAGACGAAAAAAUUCAAAGACUCAUAGUAGAUCCAGUAGCAGUGCUCUGACUGGAGUCCUGUCUGCAAAGCAAGUCCAAGAGCUGUUGUCGGAGGAUCAUGGAUGUAGCCUACCAGCCACACCACAGUCCAUUUCAGAUCUCAAAUCACUGGCCACUGCAUUGCUGGAAACUAUCCAUGAAAAAAACAUGGUCAUACAACACCAAAGGCAAACCAACAAAAUUCUAGGGAAUCGAGUGGCAGAACUAGAAAAGAAAUUAAGAACUUUGGAAAUCGCUGGCUUGUGGAGUCUUCCAGGCCUGAGCUACAAUGUCUCAGUGGGAUUUGGGAGUGGAAAGGAUACCAUAACAUUCAGUGACCCAACCUUGCCUGUUAUACAGCAGUCCAGGUCACCGUUGUUAGCGUUUACUGAUAAGCCACAGAAAACUGAAGUACAAGCAGAACAGAAGGGAGAACAUGCUGAAACUUGUGCUGUUGCAAGUGCGUCCCUGGCUCCAGAGGGAACAAACUUAAAUAACAGAAACCAAACUAAACAUUUUUAUCCUUCAUUACCCCAACUACCUUCUGAGGAAGAAGAAAUAAACAAGCUUGGAAGUCAGAUAAUUAAGCUGACAGAGCAGGCAGUUGCAGAACUGGAAGGGAAAAGAGCAGGUACUUCUGCAGGGGAGCAGAAGAGGGUGGUUGGAGCAGAGCUUAAUGGUUCAUCUGAGGGAGAGUUCCCACUUUCCAGCCCUGACCCAUCCAACCCCACAGAUCCCUCAAACUCAGAGAGUGAACGAACAGCUGAAACUGAGGCCCUGAAAGACAAUGACGAAACCUCAGAGAGCGAUUGUGAAAUUCCAAAUGAAAGAGGGGAUCGAAAUAGCAGCACUGUGGAUGAGGUGCAUACUGAGGACCAUGGAAGGCAUGGAGGGCUCAGUGUUACAACUGCACACACAGAUAACAGCUUUGAGGAGCUCCCUGAAUCUGAAAACAAGAAACCAUCUGAUCCUGCUGAAAACUGUGAAUAUUUGGAUAACAGUUUGGCUUGAGCUCAUCUCAUGAAAAUGCAGGGAGUUAUUUCACCAGACACUGAGAACCCAAUUUAAUGAAGCUCUGAAGGAAACAUCAUCAGAGAAGCCAGAAGUCUUUCUGUGAGAAACGGCAAUGCUGUUCCAAAGCAAGGAGAACAGCAAGAGGAGAACCAGUGAUGCGCUGUCCACCUACUUGGCUCUCUCAGUUACUGGAAUUGCAUUCCUCAACUUACAGGAGCUGGAACAGCCCUCGGGCUGAGUAUCGGGUGGUAGAUUUCAGCCUACUCCAUCUGUGCCCUCCUUUUUAAAGGAAUCUCUGUCUUUUUUUAUUUUCUUAUGUUUUGGAAUUAAGGAUAACUGUUCCUUUCCUCCUCAUUUCACCAGUCUGUGGUGUGGUAGAAGGUUUAUUUGCAUUGUUGCCGCUUUCUUAAACUUCUUCCCUUGUUGAUGUUUAGUCAUAGGAAAACACUCCUAUAAUAACUGGGGAAAAGGGAGGCUGCUGUGUCAUUCCCUAGCUCGCUCCUAAUGCUGGAGCUGUGCCACUCUGCUCCUAGGAAGGCAGCAACAAGGGAAUACUUCAUGUUGAAGUUAGCAGCUGUUGGAGAAGGAGAGGCAUGUCUUUGCUCUCCUGUUUGUAGCAUAAGGAAUAGUCUCUGCAGCUGCGGAGCUUCUAUGGGCCAGCAGCCGUCAAGGCAAUUUUUCUGCUGGCUUGGGACCUAAUUGUCUGUAAAUGUUCAUUUCUCACUCCUAGAACUUGAAACCAAUCAGAGAGAAUUAAACCAAAUUUAAUAAAAUACUACUAAUAAAAAGGAAAAUCCCUCCCAGAUUGAGUCCUUCUUUGACAAAUAACUGCCAGCUGCAAAUUUUUACAGCCCACUUGUCAGCUACUGAAUAAACAGAGUUUAUAUUAGCAAUACUGACAAACUCUUCUGUAUAUGGAAGAUGAGCUAGCAGGUGCUGCCAUAAUCAAGGUGUCAGAGUCCAUGAACAGUUUGUAUUCGGCAGAAGAAAAGCUACAUGUAAAUUAUUACAUAUAAAUAUAAGGAAUGAUAGUGGGAAGGUGAAAAAUGUGGCUUGUCUCUGUUCUCGUGUUUUCCCUAGCAGGUGCAUUUGUGUAACCCUUUCCGUGUCUGUCUGCAGGCAAUAAAGCCAUGCUCACACUGC
Messenger RNA from Harpia harpyja (harpy eagle), 3098 nucleotides. RefSeq names its product coiled-coil domain containing 149 (gene CCDC149). NCBI's taxonomy places the organism in Eukaryota, Metazoa, Chordata, Aves, Accipitriformes, Accipitridae. Bases 168 to 1952 code for a protein of 594 amino acids. The transcript has 14 exons. The record is from RefSeq and is a predicted model, not a curated record.